Stomoxys calcitrans (stable fly) is the source of this 1149-nucleotide messenger RNA. RefSeq lists its product as uncharacterized. The transcript has a single exon. NCBI's taxonomy places the organism in Eukaryota, Metazoa, Arthropoda, Insecta, Diptera, Muscidae. Bases 1 to 1149 code for a protein of 382 amino acids. The record is from RefSeq and is a predicted model, not a curated record.
AUGUAUCAAACGUUCAGUCUAGUAGCAGUUCUUUGCGGAAUAUUUCUAUUGCAUUUGACCUCAUGUCAAGGGAAUGGAAACGCUGCGGAACAUUUUCUUAGCGACAACUUUACGCAUCUAGAAUGGCAAUAUAAGACCAUGCUAAAUGUCAUUCUUAAAGAGAAAGCCUACGAAACUUUGCUGUUAAUGCAUCAAUCAUUCAAUGAAGAAAAGUUGUUGGACAUAUUCACCACAUACCAAAAUGAAAAGAUGCCCAAAGUUAUUAUGAGGCCAAAUGGUCAUCUCAACAGUUACAAGACCCUUUUCAAUUCGGAAAUUCUAGCUGUGGUGUUUUUCAAAGGCAAAGUGGAUACAGACUUAAUGAAUGGCUUGGCCCAGGCCUUGGAUUAUAUGCGGCAGACCAGAAUUUUAAUAGUGGCCAUUCGGAUCGAAGAAGAUUUGGAAGACUUUAAGGAGCUGCUACUGAAAUUAUGUGAGACGCAUAAGAUGACAAAUGUUUUGGCUAGCUUGCAUUCUAGUGUCGAGACUAUUGAUGCUAAAGCUGGUGCAUUAUUUAGCCUAAGGCCCUUUCCAAACUAUCAUUGGCAGCCGCUUAGAGCGUUGCCACACCAAGAGUUUGCCCUUUAUCCCAUACAUUGGCUUAACAUGCACAACAAAACUCUGUUGACUUACCCGGAUCAAUCUCCUCCCAAAUCCCUUGUGCACUUCGAUGAACAAGGAGCAAUGCAUAUCAGCGGCUAUGUGGGGCUAUUGGUUUGGACAUUUGCCCAGCAUUACAAUGCCCAUUUGCAGAUGCAGCAACCUUUGGUGGAGGGUAAGGUGGUGCACUUUAUGAUCAUUGCACGCAUGGUAGCUGAUGGCCAGCUAGAUGUGCCCAUGUCCACGGAUGCUGGUGCCACAGGCUCCUGGCACAAUAUGUCCGAUUUUGUUAUAGUGUGUAAGUCCCACUUUAUGGUACCCCUUUCGGCUCAGUUAACCAUCAGAGAAGUUUUCACAUUGCUAUUAAAUGGCCAAUUCUUUGGACCUGUCGUAGUUUUUUCUCUACUGCUUUCUUUUGUGCAUGUCCUCACCGAUCUAGCAUUCGAGGGCACUCUGCAGUAUAUGGACUUGAUUAUCAACUCCAAAGUAAUGCCCGGUGUUUUGGGCUAA